Molecule: messenger RNA, 1887 nt
Organism: Closterium sp. Naga37s-1
Lineage: Eukaryota; Viridiplantae; Streptophyta; Zygnematophyceae; Desmidiales; Closteriaceae
Source: the annotation of a GenBank genome assembly
AUGGGUCUCGAGGUGGAGAACAUGAGCGACCUUCAGAAGCUUCGCACCACCUACACGCCAAAGCUCCCUCCAGUUCUCCAGUCUAACUCCGUCACAGUGGUAGGAGGGUUCGAGACCGCGACGCUCGAGCCGUCGGACCGCAUCGCGGUGCAACGCAAGUUCCCCCGGACAUACGGCUCCUCGCUGCUCUCCCUCGUCAAUGUCCCCGUUGACAAAUGCCCGGGUGCCAAGGCCCAUGCCAAGGCCUCGGGUCCCCUCAGGGUGGGAGUGCUGUUCUCGGGCCGUCAGUCGCCCGGCGGGCACAACAUCAUCUCGGGUCUCUUCGAUGCGCUCAAGGCGCACCACGCCGACAGCACUCUCCUCGGCUUCGUCGGCGGGUACAAGGGCGUGUUCGAGAAGAACACUCUCGAGAUCACUCCCGAGGUGCUAUCGCUCUACAAGAACCAAGGCGGGUAUGACCUGCUGGGGCGGUCCGUGGCGCAGAUGUCGUCGACGGAGCUGCAGGCGCAGGUGAAGGCCACGUGCACGGACCUCAAGCUCGACGGUCUCGUCCUCAUCGGCGGCACGGGCACGGCGACGACUGCGGCGUACCUCGCGGAGUACUUCGCGGCGGAGAACGCGCCCACUAAGGUGGUGGCGGUGCCGUGCACCAUCGACUGCGAUCUCAAGAACCAGUUCGUGGAGGUCAGCGUCGGCUUCGACUCCGCCUGCAAGGUGUACUCGCAGCUCAUCAGCAACAUCUGCACCGACGCGCUUUCCGCGGAGAAGUACUACUACUUCGUGCGACUCAUGGGUCGCAAGGCGUCGCACAUCGCGCUCGAGUCCGCUCUGCAGUCGCAGGCGAACAUGGUGAUUCUGGGAGAGCAGAUCGCGGCGUCGAAGAUGACGCUCUUCGACAUCACCAACAAGAUCUGCGACGCCGUCGUGCAGCGCUCCGUUGAAAAGGGCAAGCACCACGGCGUCAUUCUCUUCCCCGAGGGCCUCAUCGAGCACAUUCCCGAGGUCGCCGCGCUGAUUGAGGAGAUCAAUGAGCUCAUCAACAGCGGCGUGCCGUCCGAGUCCGUCGCGACGCGCCUGUCGCCGUGGUCGGCGGCGCUCUUCGCCUUCAUGCCGCCCUUCAUCCGCCACGAGUUCGCCGAGCACCGCGAGGUCGACGGCUACAUCCGCUUCUCCCAGAUCGAGACGGAGAAGCUGUUUGCGCAUCUGGUGGAGAAGGAGAUGGAGCGACGCACGAAGGCGGGGCAGUACAAGGGAAAGAAGUUCAACGCCAUUUCGUACUUCUUCGGCUACCAGGCGCGCGGCUCCCUGCCCUCCAACUUCGACUGCGACUAUGCCAACGCGCUGGGGCACACGGCGGUGCAUCUGGUGGCAGCAGGCGCGGGAGGGUACAUGGCGACGGUGAACGGACUCAAGCACGACGUGUCCCGCUGGACCCUCGGUGGCGUGCCCAUCACGGCCAUCAUGAGUUCGAAGCCAACAAUGAAGGGCGGCGCCACGGAGCCCGGAGUGAACGCCAACAAGGUCGACCUCAACAGCGCGCCUGUCCAGGCGCUCUACACCAACGCAGCCAGCUGGCUGCUGGACGACCUGUACCGGAACCCCGGCCCCAUCCAGUUUGAGGGGCCCAGCGCUGAGGCACGCCCCAUCACGCUGACCAUGGAGGACCACAGCUACGUGGAGCAGAUGCACACUCUGCACAAGUACCUCGACCAGGUGAGGGAGCUGGUGAAGCCAGGCUGUGCACCCGAGGCACUCAACACGGCGCUCUCCUCCCUGGCAUCGCUCACUCACGUGCUCACCAUCCUCACCGGCCCCGGCUCCUCCUUUGCUGCCCCCGACCCCGCCCCCUCGCCCCGCGUCUCCUAUGUGGCCGGCAUGUGGAAGUAG